This is a messenger RNA of Momordica charantia (bitter melon), 2045 nucleotides long. RefSeq names its product protein GRAVITROPIC IN THE LIGHT 1. NCBI's taxonomy places the organism in Eukaryota, Viridiplantae, Streptophyta, Magnoliopsida, Cucurbitales, Cucurbitaceae. Gene Ontology annotation, biological process: response to red or far red light; negative gravitropism. The record is from RefSeq and is a predicted model, not a curated record.
UGGACUUUUCACCUCCGUCCCUUCUUCUUCUUCUUCUUCUUCUUCUUCUUCUUCUUCUUCUCUGUCUUUGUCUUUGGCGUAGCGACGUGUCGGAUUCAACCGCGCCAGAAAAGCCAAACUCCGGCCCCGACACAUCGAAACACACAGAAGAUUUAUUCAAUCUCAAUCUCCAAACUCCAAAUCCAAUCGAUUUUCUCCUCCGACGACAUUGCAUUCCAACAGAUGGAUUCUGUAAAACCAUUGGCUACAUCGUCCAAAAAGAGCAAACUAGCUCGAACUUUUGCGAAAGUUCUUCACAUUCGAAUGCUUACCGGAGUCUCCUCGGUCGAUGGAAUUCGGAAAGCUAACCGGACCGUGGUGGUUAAGACCGCGGAUAGCCAAUCCACGGACUCGUUUGAUUGUAGUGAUGAAGAUCAGCAAGAAAGAGCUGCAAUGGAGGCUCUCCUUGCAAAACUGUUUGCCAACAUUACAGCUCUUAAGGCUGCUUAUGCCCAAUUGCAAUAUGCCCAAUCUCCAUUUGAUGUCGACGGGAUUCAGGCUGCCGAUCGAACGAUCGUGUCGGAGUUGAAGAGCUUGUCGGAGCUGAAACGAUGUUUUGUCAAGAAACAGUUGGAUGAUCCUCUACCCGAAACUGCGAUGCUGUUGGCAGAACUUACAGAGCAAAAGAGUGUUGUGAAAAUGUAUGAAAUUUCAGUUAAGAAGCUGAACUCUCAGGUGAGACUUAAGGACUCUGAGAUCAUAUUUCUCAAGGAGAAGUUGGAGGAAAGCAAGAGUAAUAAUAAGCUUCUAGAGAAGAGAAUGAAUCAAAGCGGACCGCUGUCUGUGCUCGAAAACCUUGAGCUUUCUACUGUAAACUCGAAUCACUUUGUACGAGUUCUUCGGCAUACAGUUAAAACCGUUAGAAGUUUCGUCCAGCUGAUGAUUGAUGAGAUGAAGUCUGCUGGUUGGGAUAUCAGAGAAGCUGCAUCUGCAAUCGAACCAGACGUAGUUUUCUUAAAAGAAGAUCACAAAUGUUUCGCUUUCGAGGCAUUUGUAUGCCGAGUAAUGUUCGAGAACUUCCAUUUCCCCAACUUCGCUCUUUCGAGCGAGUCUCAGUCUCUCCCCAACAAGAAGCAACAGCAACAACAGCAACAGCAGCAGAAGAAGGUGUACUUGAGGAGGUUCACCGAAGCGAAAUCAUUAAAAUCGAAAGAACUCCUCCUGUUCUUGGGGCAGAAACCGAACUCGACGUUCGCCAAGUUCUGCCGUGCGAAGUAUCUGCAGCUGAUCCACCCGAAAAUGGAGUCGUCGUUGUUCGGGAACCUGAGGCAAAGAAGCGCAGUGAGUUCAGGUAAAAUCCCAGACACUGCAUUCUUUGGUACAUUUGGAGAAAUGGCUAGAUGGGUGUGGCUCCUCCAUUGCUUAGCCUUCUUGUUCGACCCCGAGGCGUUGAUCUUUCAAGUAAACAAGGGAUGUCGAUUCGCCGAGGUCUACAUGAAAACCGUAACCGAAGAAGUGUUCUUCCUUUCGACACAACCCGACCUUCGAGUCGCAUUCACCGUCGUACCCGGUUUCAACAUUGGUAAAACUGUAAUACAAUCACAGGUUUAUCUCUCUCAAUCACAACAUUCACAUCACCAAAUAAAGCAGCCUGUCCACACAAAACACAGGUAACAACUAACAAAUCCCUCACUAAUACAAAUUACAAAAAAAGAAAGAAUUCAGUUUGAAGAAUUUCAAAUCAAAGUGGUAGAAAUCUGUUUGUGUGUUGGUUAGUUGGGAAUAGAGAUUCAAAUUGGGAUGCAUUGUUCUGUUCUGAGUUUUGCUUUGUUUGGGAACAAGACAACCUUAAAUGUUUUUGUUUUUUUGCUUUGUCAAAGAACAGGAACUGGACAGCUACAACUUUUUGUUUUUUACUUUUUUUCCUUCCUUCCCUCAGUUUUGUUAAAAUAUUAGGGAUAUUCAGAGGGAUUGUCCAGCUGUAUUUGCAUCUUUACCAGACAAUGCUUUUUCUUGGAACUUUGUAUAUAUUUAUAUAAUAUAAUGCAUAUUGGAAUUUGUACAUA